UACUGUCUGGUUGAGGUGCCAGCAUAAGCAGCAGAAGAAUACAGAGAGAAAUGUGUUUUUUGGGCAUGCUGAGACUCCCUGUGAGAAUCGCAAGAGUGCAUAGGGAUAUUGGGAUACUUCCAAGUCCCCACUGAAGUGCAGUAUCUCUGUAACUCGACACAUCUAGUUGUCCUAGCAACAGGUGCCACUUUGUUGUGAUCAUUUAUCAUUCAUCAAGUUGAUUUUACUUUCUGCUCAGAUCAGACAGGUGAGACUAUUUUGGCAUAUUUUGCAGUAUGGAAUUAUGCUCUUCAAAACAUUUUAAAACAUCCAUCACACAGAUGGAGGAGUGUGUGCAUUUAGCUUGUGAAAUCCUUGGGAUAAAUGAGGAUGAUAAGGUCAGUGAGGAGAAGGUAGGUUUGCUUUACCAGAAGGUGUUUCUCACCCCAGCUGACCCGGAUGAUGUACAGAGAGCCAUUGCACAGGUAAGUUCACAGAAUGAGGCCUUGCAUUGUCAAGGCAAGAAGAUUUUGCAUGUUCUUUUAGUAAUGGAGAUGGAACAAGAGAACAGGAGUGAGUUGUACUGGGAACUGAAGAUGUUAAAAUCCAGCAGAAGUAUAAUAUUAGAUAGGGUGGGCACACACAUACACAACUCUGGCUGUAAACACAAGAAAGUGUACCAGAAUGGAGACACAAAGCAGUGGAAACUCACGAGUCUGCUGUGCAAGGCCAGGCGACUGUUUGUUAGGCUUAAUCUUGAUGGUGUUUGGAGUGUCCUCCCAAAUCUAUCCCACUGCAACGUUUAUUCCAGACGAUUGGGUUGGACGACUACCACUAGUUCAGAUGUUCUGUUGUUGCUGAAGUAUAAAUAUGAUAUCAUCAAAAAACAACUUUAUAAAGACAUGCUUCAGGAUGAACAUGGUGUAGCAUGGUGGGACUCAAUGGAACCACAGGAGCAGAUGGAUUAUCUGUGGGAGCUAGAGGAAGCAGUGGAGCAUGCUUUCACACAAAUGGACUGGCUGUCUGUUAGUAAAUUGCCUGGUGCCCUCCACUGUUACAGGAGCAGUGCAGAGGAAGGUCUGCAAGCCUGUGAUGAGGUGUUUAAGCCCAGAGAUCAGGCCUGGUCAUCCAAGCCUAGGAAACAAGCUUGGUCAGCUGUAGUUUUCCUCUCCGAGUUGGAGUCUCACUACCAAGAGGAACAUCAUACACUCACGUUUCUUAUCAAUAGUGUGGAUCAGAAUGUCCUGAGAGAGAUGUAUCUCAGCAUGUGUGUCGCUGUCAGGAGGGCUGAGAGAGAAGCGUAUCCUCACAUGGCACUGCUGGCCUCCAGACAACACUGGGACAAGUGGCCAUUUACAAGAGAUUUGGCAUUUCAAGAGCUAGCUGAGGGUUGGAUGCAGGAAAAACAGGAUCCCACAAGGACUUUGCAGCAUCAUUGGAAACAAGCAGGCAGCAUUCAACAGGCUGUCCUGCAUUGUAUGGUCCUGUGUCAAGAGAAGGAAAGACAGGGCCUCUUGGAAAUACUACACACCCUUACCCUGAAAGAGCUGCAAGAUCAGAGCCACAUAGUGCCAUCUUAUAACAAUACUGCUGAAGAAAACAUUAAUGCUUUGAGACAGAGCUGUGUGUUAAUCCUGAGACAGAUGAAAGCCUUUCCACAUGGAGUACAGGAGUCAAUGACAACAUGUGCCCCUGUAUCCUGGGCUGACUGUGCUGUUCAUUUAAUCACUCAGCUCACACUGGCACAUGAGAAUGAAGCCCGGACUGUAGUACACACUCUUCCAGACAUGGAUGCCAGUGCUCUUCGGGCCUUGCUGCAUAAAUAUGAGCAUGAGCUGCAGUUCCCAACACUGCAGAACCUGAGUGAAUUAUUAAAGCUACACACAUCUAGAGGCAUGGAUACCAUGGACACUGUCCCUUCAACAGAUAAUGAAAGAAUAGAACAGAGAAUAAAUGUUCCAUCAUUUAGUGAGGAACAGGAGAUCUGUACAGGGUGUGGUGUCGUUUUUGUCCCUGAAGAUGCUCCAUAUUUAGAGAUACUAGGUGCCAAAAACCCGAGACAAGAAGCAAGCCCUGGAAGAAGCGAGCAGGAGAAGAAAGAUGAGAAAGAGAUAGAAAGGGAAGAAAGGAGAGACUGCAGUAAGAAUGAGAUGAAUGAGAGAACAGAGACAGAAGAGGUGGUAAUUCCUGUGGAGAAACAGGGCUCACUGAUAACACAGGCCUGGAGCAAACCAGAUGAAGGCAUGAGCAAGGACCAGGUUAAUACACAUUCAAAUGAAACUACCCCAGAUAUAAAAGAUCAAGUAGCGGCAAAGCAGAUAUCUACAGAUUCAAACACUCAGAACAACACACAGCCUGUCUAUCAAGAAUUACAACAUGAGAAGUGCAUCUCUGCUGCAUUUCAACAAAAUACAAAGCAUGAUGAGGCUCAUGGUGAACUUCACAAGCACACACUAACUGCUCAGGAUCACACACUUAUUGAGCCUCUACAGGAUCCUUCUACAUCCAGCAUGGGGACUUUGCAUGAGGUCAACAAAGCAGAUAGUGUAGUAAAGCCAGAAGCUCUAGAAGCUAAACCAACGGACACACAAACCUCUGGUCAGAUGUUCACUAAUGAUGCAGUGUGUGAGGGGGAAGGGAGUGAACUGCUACCUGAGAGUGAAGCGUGUAAGGCUGAGUGUGAGGACUCUGAGGAGCAACAGCUACAGUGUGAGGCCACCAUGCGCAGCCUAGUGGACAUCCAGAGAAGAGCAGAGCUCCGAUGCCAACGAGACAGAGAGAGACAAAUCUUCAGAGUUCAAGAGCGACUAUCAAUUAUCAGGAACAGAAAAUCAGAUGAGGAUCUGCUGGGCCUGACAAGAGAAAACACUUACAGACAGCUGACCAGCACACUGCAACAGGAAGACGAGCAGCAGCAGAAGACUCUGGUCAGAGAGAAACUGCAGCAGCUAUGGCGAGAACGCUCUUGUAGCCUACAGUACAAGAGAAAAAGGAAUACUGUUGAAUUCAAGGAACUGCUUGCACCUACUGCUCAUCGUAUGAACAACGGAGAAGAUGGACUUGAUGCAUGUACGAACACAAACCCUGACACUCACUGAUUGGAGCAUUUUUGUUAUAAGCAUUUGUUAAAAUUCACAGAAGCUCUAAAUCAGGUAUUUUCAACCUUUUCAUGUGAGGGUCCAUAUAUUUAUUUUUACUAUGUACAGAAACACACCAUAACAGGAUAGCAAUCGUGGGGCCUUGACCAUCUUCCCCCUCAGGCAUAGCCAGUCAUGUCUGUAUGUAGACGCCUGACUGGCCAAUAGCACUGCUGUGGAUUCAAAAACUGGUAGUGGGCUAGUGCAAUUUACCACAUCACCACUCAGUUAGGAGUUCAAUCAACUGGGGCCGGAUUCGAUACGCUAUUGUAGCACGCUCUGCAACAAAACCUGCUAUAUUAAAAUUGUCAAUGAUAAAAAAACAAAAUACAUUUGAUCAGUUUUAACAAAAGACACCCUGUAUAAUUUUUUUAAUUUAGGUGUAAUUGCUGACAGGUGUAAUACUAUAUAUAUUUAUUUAUUAGGAUUUUAAAGGGGCCGGCAUGGUGGGUAGCACUGUCGCCUCACAGCAAGAAGGUCCUGGGUUCAAUCCCCAGGCGGGGUGGUCCGGGUCCUUUCUGUGCAGAGUUUGCAUUUUCUCCAUGUGUCUGUGUGGGUUUCCUCCAGGAGCAGCCAGACACCAUGCAGUCAGGCUAAUCGGAGACACUGAAUUGCUCUGUAGGUGAAUAUGUGUGUGUUUGUUUGUGUGUGUGUGUGUGUCCACCUUGGGAUGGACUGGUGCCCCGUCCAGGGUGUUACUGUGUGUCUCGCACUCAUUGAAAAGCUUGGAUAGGCUCUAACUGGAUAAGCGGUUAAGAAAGUGCGUGAGUGAGUGAGAAUUUUAAUGUUAUCGCUUUUUUUUUUUAAGAAACUCCAGUGACCUCACAUUAGAACAGCCAGCUUUUAAAAUAUGUGAAUAUGGUAAAUUUUUUUAUCACAUUUUAAAGCUGAGUUUAGUGGCACGUGAUGAGUGUGGCUACUAACCAAUCUUUAUACAGCCCUUUGAUUGUUAGUAUCAAUGGAAAACAUUUCCUAGGUGGGACAAGGACCUUUCAGUAAGUAUGUGGAAACAGCAUACUGUCAAUCUGUCACUCAGCUGCACACUUGAACAUCAGAACGUUUUCUUUUAAUGACUGACGAGGGUGCAUUAGACAUACUGAAAUGUUUUAUUGACGUUCAGGACAUUUGCGUGUGUGCAUUAGAUACAUAUUUAAAUGUAUUUAUUAAAGUUCAGGACAUUUAUACAGAGGUCAUACAGCCUCAGUUCUCCAGCCAUAAUCUGCAUUCUCUGUUUCACAAAUGUGUGUGCGCGAGUGUGUGUAUGUAUGUGUAUUACAACUUAAAUCCUAUACACAACUUUUUUUUUCCAAGUUUAAAUAUUUCGUGAACACAUUUCCAGUAUAUAAAAGCUUACAAUGGCAAUGCAGGUGAAAAUGGAAUAAAAAUAUCUUUUUAUCUUC
This is a messenger RNA of Trichomycterus rosablanca, 4516 nucleotides long. RefSeq lists its product as uncharacterized. The transcript has 19 exons. The record is from RefSeq and is a predicted model, not a curated record. Bases 276 to 3077 code for a protein of 933 amino acids. NCBI's taxonomy places the organism in Eukaryota, Metazoa, Chordata, Actinopteri, Siluriformes, Trichomycteridae.